Phacochoerus africanus (Common warthog) is the source of this 2766-nucleotide messenger RNA. RefSeq names its product intestinal-type alkaline phosphatase-like. Gene Ontology annotation, cellular component: plasma membrane. NCBI's taxonomy places the organism in Eukaryota, Metazoa, Chordata, Mammalia, Artiodactyla, Suidae. The record is from RefSeq and is a predicted model, not a curated record. Gene Ontology annotation, molecular function: alkaline phosphatase activity. The transcript has 10 exons. Bases 368 to 2089 code for a protein of 573 amino acids. Gene Ontology annotation, biological process: dephosphorylation.
UCCCAGGAGGCUUGGUGAGCAGGGGUUGGGAGCCGCCCCUUCAGGACCUUGGAACUAUUGUUCAGGCAAAGGGCACCUGCCCUCCAAUCCUCACCCUGCCCUGGGGAGACAGCUGGGACCAUCCUGAGAUGGGGACCACACCUGCCACCUCCCUUCGGGGGCAAUAAGGCUUAAAGUCAGAGGACAGGGCCAGGGGCAGGGUGUGGCCACCUCGGGCUUGGGAGGGACAUGGAGUCUUUUACAGCAGGGAGCAAAUCCUCCCCUGAUUUAAGCCCAAGCAGCCUGUACGGAGCUGAUACCUUGGUGUCCCAGCCUUGCUCCAGGCCCGGCCUCCUGAGGGUCCCGGCCCUCCGCCCCACUGCACAGGAUGCAGGGCGGCUGGGUGCUGCUGCUGCUGGGCCUGCGGCUGCCGCUCUCCCUUGGCUUCAUCCCAGUUGAGGAGGAAGACCCAGCCUUCUGGAACCGCCAGGCAGCCCAGGCCCUGGAUGUCGCCAAGAAGCUGCAACCCACCCAGACGCCAGCCAAGAACCUCAUUCUCUUCCUGGGGGAUGGGAUGGGGGUGUCCACGGUGACCGCCACUCGGAUCCUAAAGGGGCAGAUGAAUGGCAAGCCGGGACCUGAGACGCCCCUGGCCAUGGACCGAUUCCCGUACCUGGCUCUGUCCAAGACAUACAACGUGGACAGACAGGUGCCAGACAGCGCAGGCACGGCCACCGCCUUCCUCUGCGGGGUCAAGGCCAAUAUGAAGACGAUCGGGGUAAGCGCCGCAGCCCACUAUAACCAGUGCAACACGACCCACGGCAACGAGGUCAUCUCCGUGAUGAACCGGGCCAAGAAAGCAGGAAAGUCGGUGGGAGUGGUGACCACCACGAGGGUGCAGCAUGCCUCGCCGGCUGGUACCUAUGCACACACAGUGAACAGAAAUUGGUACUCCGAUGCCGACUUGCCUGCGGAGGCGAAGAAGAACGGCUGCCAGGACAUCUCCACGCAGCUCGUCUACAACAUGGACAUCGAUGUGAUCCUGGGUGGAGGCCGCAAGUACAUGUUUCCUGAGGGGACCCCGGACCCUGAAUACCCAGACGAUGCCAGUCAGAACGGAGUCCGGGAGGACAAGCGGAACCUGGUACAGGAGUGGCAGGCCAAGCACCAGGGAGCCCGGUAUGUGUGGAACCGCACCGCGCUCAUUCAGGCGUCCCAGGACCCCAGCGUAACACACCUCAUGGGUAAAGACCCCCCACCCCCACUGGCGCCCCCCAGGUCCUCAGAUGGCCAAGCAUGGGCCCUGGACCUCCGUUCCACUCCCCAGCUUCUGGUCACCUCUGGUCCCCCUCCCACAGGCCUUUUUGAGCCAGGAGACAUGAGAUAUGAAAUGGAACGAGACCUCAGCAGGGACCCCUCCCUGGUGGAGAUGACGGAGGUGGCCCUGCGGGUGCUGGGCAGGAACCCCCGUGGCUUCUUCCUCUUCGUGGAGGGAGGCCGCAUUGAUCACGGACACCACGAGGGCAUAGCCUACAGGGCGCUGAGCGAGGCCGUCGUGUUUGACACCGCCAUCGACAAGGCUGGCCAGCUCACUAGCGAAGAGGACACACUGACCCUGGUCACGGCCGACCACUCUCAUGUCUUCACCUAUGGUGGCUACCCGCUGCGUGGAAGCUCCGUUUUUGGGCUGGCCGAUGGCAAAGCCCAUGAUGGCAAGGCCUACACCUCCAUCCUUUAUGGCAAUGGCCCGGGAUACCAGCUCAGCCAAGGCGCAAGGCCUGAUGUUGAUGAAACCAAGAGCAGGGACCCCGCAUACCGGCAGCAGGCGGCCGUGCCCCUGGGUGGCGAGACCCACGGCGGCGAGGACGUGGCGGUGUUCGCGCGCGGCCCCCGGGCGCACCUGGUACACGGCGUGCAGGAGCAGAGCUUCGUGGCGCACGUGAUGGCCUUCGCAGCCUGCCUGGAGCCCUACAGCAGCGACUGCGACUUGCAGCCCCCGUCUGGCCCCACCGCCGCCGGGCACCCCGGGCCGGCCGCCUGCGCCCCGCUGCUGGCACUGCUGGCGGGGGCGCUGCUGCUGCUGCUGCUGCUGGCGCCCACCCUGCACUGACCCCAGCCACCCCCCCCACCACGGGUCUUUCUUCCCUGCCUGGAAGUCUCAAUGCACCUGGACCACCCUGGAGGCUGAAGCUGUCUCUGUCUUGUGAUACACAUGGACUUUUUCCAAGCACCCAAUCUUGAUGGCCUGGGAUUUUGUGCUCAGGGACUCCAGAAAAAGAGGGGCCCCCCAGUGUCUUCCUGCCUCCAUCAUAGUCCUGCUUGAGUUUCAAGGACCUGAGCAGACCCGGGGCCAUGCUUUUCCAGGAGUCCAGAGGACAUGGGGGUGCCUGGAGGGGCUUCUUGGAGGGCGGGUCUUCCUGUCCACCAGGAAGGGACUCCAGAAGCACCUUGCUGGCCAGGGAGGCUGCUGGGGUCAGGACACCCAGGAGGCCUCAGCUCCCCGCCCCCCCCCCCACCCCAGGAACCCAGAGUGACCAUUCCAGAGAGGAGAUGGCGACACAGAAAGAGGAGACCUGUCCCAACUCCCUCAGCCUCUGUGGUGGCCCCCCAGUGCCCAUUUCAGGCUGGGAGAGCCAGGGAGCAGCCAGGAAGGCUGAGGGUCCCUUCUGGGAGGGACAGAGCAGUUGUCAAAUAAACAGUGCGUGAGAGUGCAUAAACAGUGCAUAAACAGUGCAUAAACAGUGCAUAAGAGUGCAUAAACAGUGCAUAAGAGUGCGUGGGGGCGCA